Messenger RNA from Parasteatoda tepidariorum (common house spider), 981 nucleotides. The record is from RefSeq and is a predicted model, not a curated record. Lineage: Eukaryota; Metazoa; Arthropoda; Arachnida; Araneae; Theridiidae.
UUUAGUUAUGAAACCAAUUUGUAUUUACUCAUUAAGUAGAAAGAUCUGAAAAAUGGUUGUGUGCUGCCUACUAGUCGCAUUCCUCUUGACUGUUAAUCAUUCUGACCAAGUUUCUGUUCAAGCUAAAAAUGUUACUGACAUUUUAGAUGAACAGAAUGAAAACGUAUUGGAAGCACUUACUAGUGAUUUCGAAAACAUAAAUGGAUUAAAAAACGAGAGUUAUUAUGAACUGGAAUGUGACUGUGGAUUUUGGUCAGGAAGAUGCCACUAUAACGCAUAUGGUGAAAAAAUUUGCGACUGUAUAGCUGGUUUCGCUCAAAACAAUGAAAAGUGUGAACAAUGUGACUGUGGAUUUUGGUCAGGAGGGUGCCACUACAACGCAUAUGGUGAAAAAAUUUGCAACUGUAUGACUGAUUACGCUCAAAACAAUGACAAGUGUGAACAUUGUUAUUGUGGACUCUAUGCUACAUCGUGCACUUUCAAAAAUAGCAAAAAAGUGUGUACAUGUCCAGAGAAUUAUUUACUAAACGAGGAUUACGAAAAAUGUGUAGAAUGUAAUUGUGGAUAUGAUGCAAUAAGUUGCCACUUAGAUGGUUUGUCUAAAGUGUGCACUUGUGGAGAGGGAUACAUUAUAGAAGAUGGUAAAUGCACAAGAUGUGAUUGUGGACCAAAUAGCAUUUCCUGUGAAUUCACUUCUGACAAAUAUACCAGAUGCACAUGUUUGGCCGGUUACGUAGCUGAAAGAAGAACGUGGAAGGCGGACGAAUACUGCAAAUUACCUGGGGUUAGUGUAUGGAAAAUUGCAACUUACAUUGAAUCUGUGGUUUUUGCCCUCAUCAUCAUCGUUUGCACCGUCAUCAUUUGCUACAAAAGAUAUCGAAAGACAGUCUAAAUCUAGAACAUACCAUACAAUAACUUUAAACUUAUUUGGCGUUGAAAAAGUUUUAUGUAAUAUAAAAGAAAUAAAUGAGUAACAUUGCA